AUCGAUAAGGCAAGUCAAGCAUUAACACGAAGAGUUCCCCCUGAUGUAUCCAAAUUGUAUCGAGCCUUAGCAGACCACAGCGGGGUCCCUCGCGCUACCAUCCACCAUCAUGCGAACAGUCGGCGCUCAAUAGAAGAGAAGGCUCUGAAGCAAAAGUAUCUUCACCUAUAG
This is a messenger RNA of Bipolaris oryzae ATCC 44560, 171 nucleotides long. RefSeq lists its product as uncharacterized. Lineage: Eukaryota; Fungi; Ascomycota; Dothideomycetes; Pleosporales; Pleosporaceae. The transcript has a single exon. The annotation marks the transcript as partial. The record is from RefSeq and is a predicted model, not a curated record.